This is a messenger RNA of Loxodonta africana (African savanna elephant), 2610 nucleotides long. RefSeq names its product family with sequence similarity 227 member A (gene FAM227A). Lineage: Eukaryota; Metazoa; Chordata; Mammalia; Proboscidea; Elephantidae. The record is from RefSeq and is a predicted model, not a curated record.
AUGGGCCUCUCCCUGACGCCUCCCCUCCUCCUCAUCCUCUCUGACCAAAAAGCAAAGGGCACCAGUCCACUUUCCAGAAGUUUGCAGGGUCCCCUGAGGGACCUGUGGCAGAACCGGCCCCGAGGUCGUCGGAUCCCGCCAAUGCUUUCAGGUAAGACGGCUGCACUGACGGACGAGGACCCGCCUUUCUGCCUUGGGCAGCGCGCGGACUCCCCGCGGGCCUGCCCCCUCCCUGCGCCCCGACUCGUCGACUUCUACAGUCUGGGGAAACUGAGGCACAGGGGUCGUUUCAAGUUCACAAGAAAUUGGACGAGGGCACAUUUCAAGAAGAUGGAUAUCAUCAAUGUCACCGCCUUGCCCAUGAUACCAGUGGAGGAGAACUUGGCUGUCUCUCACACUGUGCAAGAUGCGAUGAAGAAUGCUGUGAGGAAGGAUUUAGAGAAAAAUCCACCCUCAUGCAUUAUUGGUUCCAUGGACCAAGUGAACCAAAGGAUUGCUGAAGUACAUAUGAGUCCCAACCUGCUGGCCACCAUCCUGGCAAUUGAGAGAUUUGAAAUGGAGAAGAAAGCUUUAAGAGAGAAAAGUCGUGGCAUCUCGGGAGACAGAGGCAAAAAAACCUUUUUCAUAGCCUGAUGGUGUUUUUGUUCAGAAAACAAGAUUGCCAAGUCUUUCAUUGGAAAGAGAAAAACAGCAGAUAAAAAUCUGCUAGUGGAGCUGUACCAGUAUCCUGAAUUUAACAGCUCCAGGCCAAACGAGCUUCCGAAUGGGGUGCAAUUCUGUAACAUGAUAAGCAACGUGAUCCGGGCUGAGAAGAACCCCCUUACUGGCAAGUCUUUCUGUGCAGAUAAAGAAUUAGAGAAGUUUCUCUCUUCUCCUUCCCCACGAGCCAUGUGGCUGGAUAGCUUCUGGUGGGUCUUUCAUGAAAGGUACCAGCCAAACAAGGAGAUCCAGAAGAAGCUGUUUGACCGGAUAGCCAGAAGCUACGCCCGUCUUUUAUUUAAUGAGCCCAGGUCCCACUACGAAGAGGCUCUCUUAAAAAGGUUGCCGAGCCUCAUGAGCAAAGGCUUGUACACCAGCUUCUGCUCCUGCUUCCCACAGUCCUUGUUCAACACACACGAGUUCAAGACCGACAUCUGUAAUACGAUGAGCCUGUGGAUUUCAGGUAUAUAUCCUUGCCCACAGAGCUAUAACGACUGGGACUACUCAGAACUGGACCCAGAGAGAUUCCGGAGAGAAGAAUUAAUGUUACAGAGAAAAAGACUGAUAAAGGGUAAGAUACCAUCUGAAUACAUUUUCAGACUAUGGGAAGAUGAGAUCUACCUAAUGCUUUUUCGCAUCACAGCUGGAAAGCUCCAAUUGCCUUUGUUUUAUUUAUUUAUUUUUAAUAUUCUCUUGACAGAGCAUCACCGUCAAGCAAUGAUCUUGAGGAAAGUUACAAAUCAAGUCAAGAGAAUAUCAGAAGGAAGGCAACAUGAGGCUAUGUUAUCUAAACAGUCUCACCCUGCUUGCAAGAGCCCUGAGAUGAUCGCAAACCACUUCAACAUUUAUGGGAAGAGCCCUCUGAUUGUGUACUUCCUCCAGAACUACUCCAUUCUACGGCAGCACGGCCAGGACAUGUUGAUGGUCAGGAGGGAGAAGACCAAGAGCAUUCCUGAGUCCACCAUGAGGUACGCUGACAUCAUCACCCAGGCCCUGAACAACAUGAAGAAGCGAAAGGACAACCUCUGCCUCUUGAACAGGCUUCACUGGAACGAAUGGAAUUAUUUUGAUCAGUACCUAAAGGAGCAGCAAAACCACUUCCUCAGGGAGGUGAAGAACAUCAAUCAAAAAGCGGCAGAUAAAAAGAAGGCAAACCACACUUUCAUUCCACCUUCAGCCUUCAGUGAAGAAUACGUUGACAAGAAAUCCAGAGGAGGCCAACAGAAAGAGAAAAUUUCUUUUACAGUUUGUUCAGUCCAAGACCAUGGAAAAAUCAGAAGUGUGUACCAUUUAAGAAUUCCUAGUAUAUACCCCUGGACACUUUUUUUUAACUCAGUACUGAAAUCAUCCCUGAGGUUCACCCUUCAGCCAAAAAUUAGACAAGCUGAUAAAACAAAAUGAGAGUAAAUGGGCACACACACACUGGGACAGGGAUGAAAACGCAGAAGGGGACAGGAAAGCUGGUAACAGGGAACCCAAGGUCAAGAGGGGAAAAGUGUUGACACGUGGGGUUGGCAACCAAUGUCACAAAACAAUAUGUGUAUUAAUUGUUUAAUGAGAAACGAAUUUGCUCUGUAAACCUUCACCUAAAGUACAAUAAACAAAAAAAAAAUUCCUCAUACGUAAACUGAGAACAGUUAAUCGGAAGCACAGAUGAGAACUUUAAGGGGCAGAGAGCCCAAAUUAAUGGUGAUGAAACAUAUGGGUAGUGAUAGUGAGAAUGGUGACACAAUGUGAAGUCUCUAACCAGUGUCAUUGACCUGUUCAUGUAGAAAUCGUUGAUGGAUGUAUGUUUUGGUUAUGUAUUUUGCCACCAAAAAUAAAUAAAAUAUUAUUUAAAAAAAAGAAUUCCCUAGUACGUAGGAAAAAGCACAUAAAAGUUCGCUCACAGUCUGGUGUCGGGGGGUUGUA